GACUUUGUCGAUGAGUUUGCAGAUCUCUCUGUGUCUCGUCGUGGCCCGGCUGAUAGUCCAGAAGCUUCUCACCCGAUAAUGAUGUGCCCCCCUGGAGAGGAGAAAGCAGGAGGAGAGGAUGGCAACAACAGAGGAGUGUUUAGCAUAGACAACUGUUGACCUAUAAACUUUAAAAAAAAAAUAAGAGGGCCCAUAAAUACGUAUUUUGGGGGUAGGGUUUAAGGGUUGUUUUGGAACUGGGGAAGAGGCUAGCUAGUGGAUUCUCGGGGACUGAGUAUUUGUUACUGGGCAGUGAGGACUAGGAAGGGGUUAACAAGAAGUAUAUUUGGGAAGAGGCUUGGGGUUGGUUUCAGACUGGUUUAAGGGAUGAUUUGGGACAAGGCAGUGAAGGGAAGGGGUUAUAGCAGGGAUCAUCAACUAGAUUCAGCCGUGGGACGAUUUCUUUCUUGAGCGGAUGGUCAUGGGCCGGGAAACAUAAUUACAAAUAAUGCAAAUUGACCACACAAACGGUUAUAAUAUUUUAUAAACAAUCUUUUCACAUACACUGAGUGUACAAAACAUUAGAAACACCUUCCUAAUAUUGAGUUGCACCCCCUUUUACCCUCAGAACAGCCUAAAUUCAUGAUUGUAGCCUACAUGCAUUAAAGCUGAAAUCCACAUCGAAAUCUCAGGACAUGCUCUGCUGUUCUAUCGUGCAUGCAAUGAUGUCGGAGGGAAAACAAACAGCGUUCGAUGUUUACAGUAACUUAUUUGUUGGUAUAAUAUGGCAAACAGAUGUGGCAGUUUCACCUUUAAGGAAUCCUGCUUUAAGCUGUAGAAGUGAAUCAGUUCUCUGUGUGUCACAUGAGGUUAUCAAACGUACCUUUCCCUUCACAAUGCAUAACUCCUCUCUGUAUCACGGCAGAACUGCAAUGUAAAAGACAAGGUUAAAAACUCCUAGUACCACUACCUCUUGGGAUAAGAGCAUCUCACUCUAUUUACAGUUUAGUCAUUUAGCAGACACUCUUAUCCAGAAUGACUUACAAUUACUGCAUUCAUCUUGAGAUAGCUAGGUGAGACAACCACAUAUCACAGUGAUAGCAAGUACAUUUUCCCUCAACAAGUAGUUAUCAGCAAAAGUAUGAAAAAGUAUUCAUGGGUUGCACAUUGCAUCACAAUAUUGUUUUGAACAUUCGUUUUAGGACUGAUGCCCAGCUCUACUCAAUGCAUCCUCAUUGGGGGGCUGAUGAAGAUUGUCUAAAGUCCAUUACUGUGGCUUGAAAACACAAUUACAUUUCUAAAGAAGACUGUAAUAAUUAGUAGGAAGACCCUUUGUCAUCAUUUUGAUGUCGCCAGAUUGACUUCAGAUGCAGUAAAACCUCCAGAUUUUAGCUAGCUGUAACAGACCGAGGGUUCAGAGAGAACGAGAGUGUGUCGGGGGGGAAAGACUGAAUGAGAAGGACGCCUUGUUUGUAAGGGUAGCAAGAAACAUGCAUUCAUCACUGUUGUCUGCUUGAGUUUUGAUCACAGUUCCGUUCUACUCACCUAUAUUCAAUGUAGUGGUUCUGAAUUCCCCCAGUUCCCUUCCAUCAGGCCGGCAGUUCUCUUUCUGCAGCUAACAGUUCCCUUCCAUCAGGCCGGCAGUUCUCUUUCUGCAGCUAACAGUUCCCUUCCAUCAGGCCGGCAGUUCUCUUUCUGCAGCUAACAGUUCCCUUCCAUCAGGCCGGCAGUUCUCUUUCUGCAGCUAACAGUUCCCUUCCAUCAGGCCGGCAGUUCUCUUUCUGCAGCUAACAGUUCCCUUCCAUCAGGCCGGCAGUUCUCUUUCUGCAGCUAACAGUUCCCUUCCAUCAGGCCGGCAGUUCUCUUUCUGCAGAUAACAGUUCCCUUCCAUCAGGCCGGCAGUUCUCUUUCUGCAGCUAACAGUUCCCUUCCAUCAGGCCGGCAGUUCUCUUUCUGCAGCUAACAGUUCCCUUCCAUCAGGCCGGCAGUUCUCUUUCUGCAGCUAACAGUUCCCUUCCAUCAGGCCGGCAGUUCUCUUUCUGCAGCUAACAGUUCCCUUCCAUCAGGCCGGCAGUUCUCUUUCUGCAGCUAACAGUUCCCUUCCAUCAGGCCGGCAGUUCUCUUUCUGCAGCUAACAGUUCCCUUCCAUCAGGCCGGCAGUUCUCUUUCUGCAGCUAACAGUUCCCUUCCAUCAGGCCGGCAGUUCUCUUUCUGCAGCUAACAGUUCCCUUCCAUCAGGCCGGCAGUUCUCUUUCUGCAGCUAACAGUUCCCUUCCAUCAGGCCGGCAGUUCUCUUUCUGCAGCUAACAGUUCCCUUCCAUCAGGCCGGCAGUUCUCUUUCUGCAGCUAACAGUUCCCCUAAAGUUACUAUCAUGUUCAGGGCAUCCUGUUCUAGCAGUAAAUGUAACUUGUGUCGACAUUACAUUAGCAGGUGGAAAGUUCAAUACUUGCGAGAAGAUGGCACCCUACCAUUACGCUGGUUUUACACUGAGCUGCACCUCAGCCAUUUUGUAAUGGCAGUGUCAGCCAAUCAGCUCCUUUGUUGUUCAACGCAACGUGCCAUUCCAGAAUGGCUGCUGUGGUUACUGCUAGCUAGCAUGAGGACAAAAUGGCUGUUUUCCGGGAAAACCAACAGUAUUUCAAUCUUGUCGAUGUAGCAGUGUAGAUAAAGAUACAGUUUGGAGUACAGUGGCAUAUCCCAUCCUUGCAUUGAGGUACGUUCUCUGACCCAUAUCUCGCACCUGCUCCAAGGUGUCUUAAUGUAACCAUGAUUGCGUUCUGUCCUCAGUGCAGCUCAGUGUAAACAAGCGUAACGGUAGGGUCGGAAUCUUCUGGCAAGUUCAAUACAAGUAACUACCAAUGUAAAUGAUAUAUGCAAUAUUAUAUAUAUAUAUAUAUAUAUGAAAAUGUAUGCACUCACUAACUGUAAGUCGCUCUGGAUAAGAGCGUCUGCUAAAUGACUAAAAAUGUGUGUGUAUAUAUAUAUUAGGUAGCUACAGUACUAGCAGUUCUGAGGAAAAAUAUUAAAGUAGUUGGUUAGCUAGAAUUAACUGACUUUAAUCAAUGUCCACUAUCAAUGUAGCUAGAUUGCAGGUAGCUGGGUCAGUAGUUACAGAGAGAGAAUCUGUGUCAUAUCCUAGAAAGCCUAAACACUAUUACACCGUUGACGUUAGCCUGCGUGUCAAACAAAUCCCUCGUCCUUGGGAUAGCGGUUAGGAUAGUUUAUCAUUUCGGAAACAUCUGAAAACUACUGACCGUUCAUGUAGAUUGUUAAUACAAUAUAUAUUUUUUUAUGAAUGCAAAAUGUACAUUUACUUGAAUCCAGCCGCCCUGAUGUUUUGGUAGACAACGUGGGUUUGAAUAAUAUUCUGAUGUCAGAACGGAAGCCGCAGAUGUGUAUGACUUUGGAAACCAACUUUGGAACUGUUUCAUCGUAUCGCAAAUUUCUCGUGAUACCAAAUCAAUGCACAUUUAAACCUUGAAAUCGUUUGUUUAAAGAAGAUGUAAAUCCAAGUAAACCGUAAAGAAUAAGUGUCGCACACUUCACACUCCAAGCCAGCAGGGGUCGUAGUUUCAUUAGACGUAAGAACACGUCAUCGCUUUGGUCCCUCUUGCAUCUAUUUGAUGUCGUUUUCUGUAAGGAGUUACUUCCGCGUAGGUGUUUCUCUGUGACUGGAAGUAAACUUCAAACCUUAUUAUACCUCAGUGGAUCCGCGCCAUGCAAUAAUGGACAUAUUGAGUUUCUGAUAUUCCACAUCAACUUCAAAAUACCGUCUUUGCCUCGUUCUCCGAAGAGUGUUGUCUUUCAACACGGAACAGUACAGUUAGCUAGCCACGGCGCAGCUGUGUUUGUCUGUGCACUGGGGAAUGGGAGAGAAUGGAUUGUCUAUGUGAAAUAAUUCAAUGUCUGGUUGCAUUGGCAGUGGCUGCUUUGAUAGUGGUAAGUGUUACACAUGCUGCAGCGUUUGUCUAGCAGGUUAUGGUGCGUGCUGUUUAUGUCAGUCUGUAGUAGCCUGCCUUGUCAUUCAUUCUAACAGGUUGCUGAACUAUCAGAAAGAGGUAGAGAGGGCCCUUCUGUGUGCAUCCAAUCAAUUAAUCAAUCAUGGUUUUGAAAACUAUCCCACAUAAUAUGUCUAAAUGUCUUUGUUUACACAUUGACAAGAAGAUAGAAUCAAUGGAACCAAAACAGACCUAACAAUCUAGAAGCUGAAUCUCAGCACCUGUUGUGGGUCUGUUUUGCAGGUCCUGCUGAUAGCCCAUCUGACUGCCGGGAUGGUGGACCUGAAGCGCCAUGAGAAGGAGAAGUUCUUCCUGACUGCGGCCGGAGAGAAGGAGCCGUUCCCCAGCCUACACGACCCCAGCUCAUUGGAGAUGUCCGUGGUUGUGCCUGCUUACAAUGAAGAGCUACGAAGUUAGUGAGUGGGUUGCCACACAGAUAGACAGCUAGAGAGAGAGGCAGACAGACAGCUAGAGAGAGAGGCAGACAGACAGCUAGAGAGAGAGGCAGACAGACAGCUAGAGAGAGAGAGGCAGACAGACAGCUAGAGAGAGAGAGGCAGACAGACAGCUAGAGAGAGAGAGGCAGACAGACAGCUAGAGAGAGAGAGGCAGACAGACAGCUAGAGAGAGAGAGGCAGACAGACAGCUAGAGAGAGAGAGGCAGACAGACAGUGAUCGAGAGAGGCAGACAGACAGUGAUCGAGAGAGGCAGACAGACAGUGAUCGAGAGAGGCAGACAGACAGUGAUCGAGAGAGGCAGACAGACAGUGAUCGAGAGAGAGAGAGAGAGAGAGAGAGAGAGACAGACAGAGACAGAGACAGAGAGAGGCACGUUUCCUCUUAGAACGACUUAGUCUAAAGGUGGACGAGACAGUAGUGUCAUAUUCAGCAUUAGCCUUGUAAUAAGAGCUUUGCCAAACCGGUAUGUUGUGUUUGGGUUGGAUCCUAUGUCUCUUGCAUUGUCUUCUAGAAGGCAGCCAGUGACUAGCGUCAAUCUCAGCUUCGAGGCAUUUUUUGCCAUAUUAAUUCACACUUGUUAUAGGCUGCGUUUACACCGGCAGCCCAAUUCUGAUCUUUUGCCACAAAUUUCUCUUUUGACCAAUAAGAUCAGCUCUUUUUAAUUGGGCACAAGAUCAGAGAUCCAGGCUGCCUGUGUAAACGCAGCCAUAGACUACGUGUGAACUAAGCUGCCUGUGUAAACGCAGCCAUAGACUACGUGUGAACCAGGCUGCCUGUGUAAACGCAGCCAUAGACUACGUGUGAACCAGGCUGCCUGUGUAAACGCAGCCAUAGACUACGUGUGAACCAGGCUGCCUGUGUAAACGCAGCCAUUUCUACGUGUGAACCAGGCUGCCUGUGUAAACGCAGCCAUAGACUACGUGUGACCUAAGCUGCCUGUGUAAACGCAGCCAUAGACUACAUGUGAACCAGGCUGCCUGUGUAAACGCACCAUAGCCUACGUGUGAACCAGGCUGCCUGUGUAAACGCAGCCAUUUCUACGUGUGAACCAGGCUGCCUGUGUAAACGCAGCCAUAGACUACGUGUGACCUAAGCUGCCUGUGUAAACGCAGCCAUAGACUACGUGUGAACCAGGCUGCCUGUGUAAACGCAGCCAUAGACUACGUGUGAACCAGGCUGCCUGUGUAAACGCAGCCAUAGACUACGUGUGAACCAGGCUGCCUGUGUAAACGCAGCCAUAGACUACGUGUGAACCAGGCUGCCUGUGUAAACGCAGCCAUAGACUACGUGUGAACCAGGCUGCCUGUGUAAACGCAGCCAUAGACUACGUGUGAACUAAGCUGCCUGUGUAAACGCAGCCAUAGACUACGUGUGAACCAGGCUGCCUGUGUAAACGCAGCCAUAGACUACGUGUGACCUAUAUGUUGUGUUGUUGCCACUGCAGUGCCUGUAUGUAUGUGUUGUUGCCAUUGCAGUGCCUAUAUGUAUAUGUUGUUGCCAUUGCAGUGCCUGUGAUGAUGGAGGAAGCUUUGGAAUAUCUGGAAAACAGACGGGUGAGUAACCAGACGGGUGAGUAACCACUGCCAAUGUUGAGGGAAAAUAAGUGGCAAAACAUUGAUGCUGUUCUUCACUCCUGGUCAUGGAGGGACAGUGUGUGCAGGAUUUUGUUCCAGCCCAGCUCUAACACACCUAGUUUUGCUAUUGGAAGUCUUGAUGAUUAGUUGAGUUCUAGCUCUAAGCUGUUUAACCUGUGACCAUCACAUCAACAACCAGCAGUGAAGAUCACUGCUUCACUGUGCUGUCAUUGUUCAAAGUGGCCACCAGAUGGCAGUGAAGAUGUACAAUGUGUUGUUGGUUGACCAGUACAUUUGUACAAUUUAGCCAUUUAGCAGACGCUCUUAUCCGGAGCGACUUACAGUUAGUGAGUGCAUAAUUUUGGGGGGUUUUCAUACUGGCCCCUUCGUGGGAAUCGAACCCACAACCCUGGGUUUGCAAGCGCCAUGCUCUACCAACUGAGCUACAUCCCUCUUUUUAGUUCAAGUUCUAAGGUAGCUUAGUGGUUAAGAGCGUUGUGCCAGUAACCGAAAGGUCGCUGGUUCUAAUCCCCGAGCCAACUAGGUGAAAAAUCUGUCGAUGUGCCCUUGAGCAAGGCACUUAACCCUACUUGCUCCUGUAAGUCGCUCUGGAUAAGAGCGUCUGCUAAAUGACUAAAAUGAAAAUGAAAAAAAAUGUUGUAACUUAUCAAAUUGCAGAUGGCAAACACUCUCUGAAACACUUGAUGACCAUAUUCCUGCUUCAGCCUCAGAUUAUAUUCACUGACAAUGUGCCACUAAUAAAUCAUGCAGAUAAAAACAGCUUAAAUUGAUCGAAAAAACAAAUUUAUAUUAUUGUUUUCUCAUGUCUCUCUCUGUCUCUGUCUCUCUCUGUCUCUCUCUGUCUCUCUCUGUCUGUCUCUCUCUCUCUCUCUCUCUCUCUCUCUCUCUCUCUCUCUCUCUCUCGCUCUCUCUGUAUCUCUCUCUGUAUCUCUCUCUCUCUCUCUCUCUCUCUCUCUCUGUAUCUCUCUCUCUCUCUCUCUCUCUGUCUCUCUCUCUCUCUCUCCCUGCAGAAGCAGCAGCCAUUGUUUACCUAUGAGGUCAUCGUGGUGAACGAUGGAAGCAAAGACAAGACCACAGAGGUACGUUGGUGUUGAUCUUUUAUAUUUGUCUCUAAGAGAUAUUAUUUCUCAAUAUAGAAGGUAGAAUCAUUGCUGAAGCAGCAUUCUUUUCUAGGAUUAUUAGCAUGCUCAAAUAUUAAAAUAUCAGACAGCUCUCCAAUGAAAAUAGCUCUCCAGAAAACCACGUCAUCAAAUGAAUGUGUCUCCAUGUUUUUGUCUGAGUGGUGGUGUAUAACCGUAUGGGGGUUGUCUUCCCAGGUGGUGUAUAACCGUAUGGGGGUUGUCUUCCCAGGUGGUGUAUAACCGUAUGGGGGUUGUCUUCCCAGGUGGUGUAUAACCGUAUGGGGGUUGUCUUCCCAGGUGGUGUAUAACCGUAUGGGGGUUGUCUUCCCAGGUGGUGUAUAACCGUAUGGGGGUUGUCUUCCCAGGUGGUGUAUAACCGUAUGGGGGUUGUCUUCCCAGGUGGUGUAUAACCGUAUGGGGGUUGUCUUCCCAGGUGGUGUAUAACCGUAUGGGGGUUGUCUUCCCAGGAUGCCCUGUAGUACACUGUACACAUAAUGUAAUUAUCUAACAGUAUGUGUGUGUGUUCUGUCUUCCCAGGUUGCCUUGCAGUACACCAGGCAGUUUGGAGCGGACAAAGUGCGGGUCCUGACCCUGGUGAAAAACAGAGGGAAGGGAGGUGCUGUCAGGAUGGUGAGAACAGAGGGGAGGGAGGGGCCGUCAGGAUGGUGAGAACAGAGGGGAAGGAGGGGCCGUCAGGAUGGUGAGAACAGAGGGGAGGGAGGGGCCGUCAGGAUGGUGAGAACAGAGGGGAAGGAGGGGCCGUCAGGAUGGUGAGAACAGAGGGGAGGGAGGGGCCGUCAGGAUGGUGAGAACAGAGGGGAGGGAGGGGCCGUCAGGAUGGUGAGAACAGAGGGGAGGGAGGGGCCGUCAGGAUGGUGAGAACAGAGGGGAAGGAGGGGCCGUCAGGAUGGUGAGAACAGAGGGGAAGGAGGGGCCGUCAGGAUGGUGAGAACAGAGGGGAGGGAGGGGCCGUCAGGAUGGUGAGAACAGAGGGGAGGGAGGGGCCGUCAGGAUGGUGAGAACAGAGGGGAGGGAGGGGCCGUCAGGAUGGUGAGAACAGAGGGGAAGGAGGGGCCGUCAGGAUGGUGAGAACAGAGGGGAGGGAGGGGCCGUCAGGAUGGUGAGAACAGAGGGGAAGGAGGGGCCGUCAGGAUGGUGAGAACGAGGGGAGGGAGGGGGCCCGUCAGGAUGGUGAGAACAGAGGGGAGGGAGGGGCCGUCAGGAUGGUGAGAACAGAGGGGAGGGAGGGGCCGUCAGGAUGGUGAGAACAGAGGGGAAGGAGGGGCCGUCAGGAUGGUGAGAACAGAGGAGAGGAAGGGGCCGUCAGGAUGGUGAGAACAGAGGAGAGGGAGGGGCCGUCAGGAUGGUGAGAAUAGAGGAGAGGGAGGGGCCGUCAGGAUGAUGAGAACAGAGGAGAGGGAGGGGCCGUCAGGAUGGUGAGAACAGAGGAGAGGGAUGGGCCGUCAGGAUGGUGAGAAACAGAGGGGAGGGAGGGGGCCGUCAGGAUGGUGAGAACAGAGGGGAAGGAGGGGCCGUCAGGAUGGGUGAGAACAGAGGAGAGGGAGGGGCCGUCAGGAUGGUGAGAACAGAGGGGAGGGAGGGGCCGUCAGGAUGGUGAGAACAGAGGGGAGGGAGGGGCCGUCAGGAUGGUGAGAACAGAGGAGAGGGAGGGGCCGUCAGGAUGGUGAGAACAGAGGAGAGGGAGUGGCUGUCAGGAUGGUGAGAACAGAGGGGAAGGAGGGGCGGUCAGGAUGGUGAGAACAGAGGGGAGGGAGGGGCCGUCAGGAUGGUGAGAACAGAGGGGAGGGAGGGGCCGUCUGGAUGGUGAGAACAGAGGGGAGGGAGGGGCCGUCAGGAUGGUGAGAAACAGAGGGGAGGGAGGGGCCGUCAGGAUGGUGAGAACAGAGGAGAGGGAGGGGCCGUCAGGAUGGUGAGAACAGAGGAGAGGGAGGGGCUGUCAGGAUGGUGAGAACAGAGGGGAAGGAGGGGCCGUCAGGAUGGUGAGAACAGAGGGGAGGGAGGGCCGUCAGGAUGGUGAGAACAGAGGGGAGGGAGGGGCCGUCAGGAUGGUGAGAAACAGAGGGGAGGGAGGGGCCGUCAGGAUGGUGAGAACAGAGGAGAGGGAGGGGCCGUCAGGAUGGUGAGAACAGAGGGGAAGGGGCCGAGGGAGGGGCCGUCAGGAUGGGAGGGGCCGUCAGGAUGGUGAGAACAGAGGGAAGGAGGGGCCGUCAGGAUGGUGAGAACAGAGGGGAAGGAGGGGCCGUCAGGAUGGUGAGAACAGAGGGGAGGGAGGGGCCGUCAGGAUGGUGAGAACAGAGGGGAGGGAGGGGCCGUCAGGAUGGUGAGAACAGAGGGGAGGGAGGGGGCCGUCAGGAUGGUGAGAACAGAGGGGGGGAGGGGCCGUCAGGAUGGUGAGAACAGAGGGGAGGGAGGGGCCGUCAGGAUGGUGAGAACAGAGGGGAGGGGCCGUAAGGAUGGUGAGAACAGAGGGGAGGGAGGGGCCGUCAGGAUGGUGAGAACAGAGGGGAGGGAGGGGCCGUCAGGAUGGUGAGAACAGAGGGGAGGGAGGGGCCGUCAGGAUGGUGAGAACAGAGAUCUUUUCUUGAUUUCUUAGGAGUGGGGCAGUAUUUUUAAAAAAUUAGAUAGGACAGUGAGGAGAUGGUGUGCUCAAACCCACGCUCACACCGAUGUGUUCCGGAGGCAGCAGCCGAACCACACCAGGCCACCAUAGAACACCUUUCAACCAAUCCAAUAAACCACCAACGCAAAGUCUAGUGAAAACACACUGUCAAUACAUUAUUAUGUCAUGCUUGGUGAGCGUGUGAAAUAUUUCAUGCCCAUAUAAAGUUUAUUGGCACAAAAAGUAAUUUUAAGUAUUGCCAAAGCUGAAAGAAUACUGCCAAUGGCAGCAUAAAUUACAGAAUAGUGUGGUUCUCUCAGGGUACUCUGAGUUCCAGAUGACAGAAUAGUUUGGUUCUCUCAGGGUACUCUGAGUUCCAGAUGACAGAAUAGUGUGGUUCUCUCAGGGUACUCUGAGUUCCAGAUGACAGAAUAGUGUGGUUCUCUCAGGGUACUCUGAGUUCCAGAUGACAGAAUAGUGUGGUUCUCUCAGGGUACUCUGAGUUCCAGAUGACAGAAUAGUGUGGUUCUCUCAGGGUACUCUGAGUUCCAGAUGACAGAAUAGUGUGGUUCUCUCAGGGUACUCUGAGUUCCAGAGGGAGGCUGAUUCUGAUGGCGGAUGCUGACGGAGCUACUAAGUUUGCAGACGUUGAGAAGGUGGAGGCCGGCCUUCACAAUGUAAACACCAAACCAGUGAGUGUCUGUUCCCUUUUCUUCUUUGUGUAUUAGAAUCAUGACUGUAAGAAUCCCCGGUGGUUCCACUUCCUGUCAUGGUAUCUUCUAACUCCUGUCAUCUCCUGUCCUGUUUGUAGUUCCAAAAUGAUCGUACUGGUAAUUAUAUAUCGUGUACGUUUUAACGGUCUUCUCUCCUCAAUUGACGAUACUCUUAUCUAGGCCAUGAGACCUUUGAUAUUUUAAUUUCACAAACAUUUUUCAUGAAGCAUUCUUUAACUGUUACCUUCCUGUCUCUGAUACCAGCCUAAUGUGUUUCAGGAGAACAUGGCUAUCUCUUGUGGGUCCAGAGCACACCUGGAGGAAGACGCAGUCGCUUCGGUGUGUGACUGUCUGACUUUUAGGAUUUAGCCUAUAGGAUUUAGCCUAUAUGAUUUAGCCUAUAUGAUUAGCCUAUAGGAUUUAGCCUAUAUGAUUUAGCCUAUAUGAUUUAGCCUAUAUGAUUAGCCUAUAGGAUUUAGCCUAUAGGAUUUAGCCUAUAUGAUUUAGCCUAUAUGAUUUAGCCUAUAGGAUUUGGCCUAUAUGAUUUAGCCUAUAGGAUUUAGCCUAUAGGAUUUAGCCUAUAUGAUUAGCCUAUAGGAUUUAGCCUAUAUGAGUCUUGUGAGUAGUAUAUUGACAGUAAAAAGGUCCUUGUUGUUUUUUUUAUAUUAACUGCCGUGUUUUGUUAAUGUCUCCAUGGUAGCGGUCUCUGUUCCGUACGUUCCUGAUGUAUGGGUUCCACUUCCUGGUUUGGUUCUUCUGUGUGCGAGGCAUCAAGGACACGCAGUGUGGCUUCAAGCUCUUCACCCGUGAGGCCGCGCUCAAGACCUUCUCCUCUCUACACGUGGAGCGAUGGUAAGGUCUCCCCCUAACCAUACCAACAUUUACUGAUGUUUACCUCAUAUUCUACUUACUUCAAAUAAACAUCCUCACUACACAUGGAGCGGUGGUAGACUCUUGUCUCUCUCUGUCUCUCUCUGUCUCUCUCUGUCUCUCUCUGUCUCUCUCUGUCUCUCUAUCACUCUCUCUCUCUCUCUCUCUCACUCUCUCGCUAUCACUCUCUCUCUCUGUGUGUGUCUGUCUGUCUUCCGGACAGGAAAACCUAACCAGUGACCUUAUAUCAAAGUUGACAAAUUGUAUAAUAACAAUGUAGUAGUAGUAGUUCUAUUCUACUUCCUGCAAGACAUGAUUGUCACUACAGGGGAUCCGUGGUCAGGUCUCUCUCUGAAGGAGAGCCCUUUACACCUCCUGAUAUUUGCAUUGUGUGAAUGAUGUUAUUACAUAGUCAUUAGAUGGCUCUAUUUGAACGCAACAAUGUAAGGGGACAGUUCAAGACCUUCUCCUCUAUAUAUGUAAAGCAAUGGUUCGGUCUCUCUCUCUCCACGAGAACACUUACACACACACACACACACACACACACACACACACACACACACACACACAGUCUUCAAAUCAACUUGGAUUUGAACAGUGCCCUGGUAAGGUCUCUCUGAACAGAGAAGGGAUCAUGACUGAAAACAAAAGUUUACUAGUCCAGUACUAACACUCCAUGAGGUUCAACAGUGCUGUACUUUUCAAUACCCACACCUCCUCUGUUGUGAUCAUCCACUGGUUUUGAAAUGCAUCUGCUUGUUGUUGUUGUUGUUGUUGUUAGAACAUUGUACCUAGAAUGUUGUACUGUUCCACAGGGCCUUUGACGUCGAACUACUCUACAUCGCUCAGUGCUUUAAGAUCCCCGUAGCCGAGGUGGCUGUCAACUGGACUGAGAUAGAAGGUAAGUCUGAUAGCCGAGGUGGCUGUCAACUGGACUGAGAUAGAAGGUAAGUCUGAUAGCCGAGGUGGCUGUCAACUGGACUGAGAUAGAAGGUAAGUCUGAUAGCCGAGGUGGCUGUCAACUGGACUGAGAUAGAAGGUAAGUCUGAUAGCCGAGGUGGCUGUCAACUGGACGGCGAUAGAAGGUAAGUCUGAUAGCCGAGGUGGCUGUCAACUGGACUGAGAUAGAAGGUAAGUCUGAUAGCCGAGGUGGCUGUCAACUGGACUGAGAUAGAAGGUAAGUCUGAUAGCCGAGGUGGCUGUCAACUGGACUGAGAUAGAAGGUAAGUCUGAUAGCCGAGGUGGCUGUCAACUGGACGGCGAUAGAAGGUAAGUCUGAUAGCCGAGGUGGCUGUCAACUGGACUGAGAUAGAAGGUAAGUCUGAUAGCCGAGGUGGCUGUCAACUGGACUGAGAUAGAAGGUAAGUCUGAUAGCCGAGGUGGCUGUCAACUGGACUGAGAUAGAAGGUAAGUCUGAUAGCCGAGGUGGCUGUCAACUGGACUGAGAUAGAAGGUAAGUCUGAUAGCCGAGGUGGCUGUCAACUGGACUGAGAUAGAAGGUAAGUCUGAUAGCCGAGGUGGCUGUCAACUGGACUGAGAUAGAAGGUAAGUCUGAUAGCCGAGGUGGCUGUCAACUGGACUGAGAUAGAAGGUAAGUCUGAUAGCCGAGGUGGCUGUCAACUGGACUGAGAUAGAAGGUAAGUCUGAUAGCCGAGGUGGCUGUCAACUGGACGGCGAUAGAAGGUAAGUCUGAUAGCCGAGAUGGCUGUCAACUGGACAGCGAUAGAUCGGCCUCCCAGACCACACAUGCCUCCACGGUACCGGGUUUCGAGCCUCGGCUCGGCCAACUGGCUGUGCCCAUCCUCUCUGCUAACCAGUCUCCCGACUCUUCUAACUGUCCUGUCAUUAAAACAAUAAAAUACGUAAGGAGAUCAGAGUUCCCGGUCUCAUUUUUAAUUUUUUUUAAAUGAUAAAAGAGAUGUUUUAAUGUCUCUGGGGCCAAGUUGUUUCCAGUCGCAGGCUACUGAUUAACUCUAAUGUGUUAGUGGUUUCUACUGGGUAACCUCAUUGUAACUGUGGUUCAAAAUCUGCUGUUAUAGUAUAUUAUAACGCCCGAGGGGGUGUGGUAUAUGGCCAAUAUACCACGGCUAAGGGCUGUUCUUACGCACGACGCAACGCGGAGUACCUGGAUACAGCCCUUAAUGUGUUAUUAGGCCCAUCAGAGGUAAUCAGUUAACUCAAGUUAACUUUUUGUAAUUUUAGUGCGAUCAUUUUUUUAAAUCACAAUUAAUCACAUUGUCUGAAAGCAUUACAAAUACACUGAAAACAUCUAUACAGCUCAAAUCUACAUUUAAAACCAAGUUGGCAUUGAGGCUAAAUAAAGUGUGAUUUCGCAAUAUACCUAAUGUUGCUAACUGUUACUUUAGACAAAAUCAAUAUACCUAAUGUUGCUAACUGUUACUUUAGACAAAAUCAAUAUACCUAAUGUUGCUAACUGUUACUUUAGACAAAAUCAAUAUACCUAAUGUUGCUAACUGUUACUUUAGACAAAAUCAAUAUACCUAAUGUUGCUAACUGUUACUUUAGACAAAAUCAAUAUACCUAAUGUUGCUAACUGUUACUUUAGACAAAAUCAAGACGUCAUUGUUUUUUGUGUAAAAAAUCUUAAAUUACAGCUCACUUUGAGCAAAUUCUGAAUAUGCGGUUAAGUGCGAUUUUAAUUGCAGCAAAUCAUUUUUUAAAACAUUUGACAGCCCUAGUUAUAAUGUGUUAUAUUGUGUUAUAGUGUGUUAUAGGGUGUUAUAAUGUGUUACAUGUUGGUUAAAAAGGGUGUUUAUAACUGUUUUAUCCGGGAUGUUCUACCUCUGUGUUAUCGGCGUGUGGUUUAUAAUGCUUAUAGGGUGUUUAUGUGUUAUAUGUGUUAAGGGUGUUAUAUGUGUUAUAUUAGGGUGUUUAUUAUAGUUGUUAUAGGGUGUUAUAAUGUGUUAUAAUGUGUUAUAGGGUGUAAUGUGUUAUAGGGUGUUAUAGGGUGUUAUAAUGUGUUAUAAUGUGUUAUAGGGUGUUAUAAUGUGUUAUAGGGUGUUAUAGGGUGUUAUAAUGUGUUAUAGGGUGUUAUAAUGUUGUUUAUGCGUUUAUGGGUGUUAUCAUGUUAUCAUGGUGUUUAAGGUGUUAUGCAUUAUGGUGUUAUGCGUUAUAAUGUGUUAAGGGUGUUAUAAUGUGUUAAAGGGUGUUAUAAUGUGUUAUAGGGUGUUAUAAUGUGUUAUAGGGUGUAAUGUGUUAUAGGGUGUUAUAGUUGGUGUUAAUGUGUUUAAUGUUUAUCUCGGGUGUUCUCCUGUGUUUAGGGUGUUAUAGGGUGUUAUAGGGUGUUAUAAUGCGUUAUAAUGUGUUAUAGGGUGUUAUAAUGUGUUAUAAUGUGUUAUAGGGUGUUAUAAUGUGUUAUAAUGUGUUAUAGGGUCUAAACUGGUGCCAGUGUGGAGCUGGUUACAGAUGGGGAGAGACCUGCUGUUCAUCCGCCUGCGUUACAUCACUGGUGCCUGGAAACUGGAGAGCCCGCGCAAGACCGACUAG
Molecule: messenger RNA, 14863 nt
Organism: Coregonus sp. 'balchen'
Lineage: Eukaryota; Metazoa; Chordata; Actinopteri; Salmoniformes; Salmonidae
Source: the annotation of a GenBank genome assembly